Sardina pilchardus (European sardine) is the source of this 2855-nucleotide messenger RNA. RefSeq names its product sesquipedalian-1-like. The coding region runs from base 480 to 1262 and encodes 260 amino acids. Gene Ontology annotation, biological process: endosome organization; retrograde transport, endosome to Golgi; receptor recycling. NCBI's taxonomy places the organism in Eukaryota, Metazoa, Chordata, Actinopteri, Clupeiformes, Clupeidae. The record is from RefSeq and is a predicted model, not a curated record. The transcript is spliced from 4 exons. Gene Ontology annotation, cellular component: trans-Golgi network; early endosome; recycling endosome.
AACGAUCGAUAUCUCUGGAGUUUGAGCUACGCUAUCUGGAAUUUAUCGUGCGUAAACACAUUCGCUGUGGGUUACACAAAGAGUGCCACUGGCUAAAUGGCUAUUUGGUUAAAGGAAACCAACUGAAGUUUUCGGUGACCAUAUGUUUUUAACGCGGGGAUGUGCUCACCUUGGCACCAGGAAGUAUGCUUUUAACAACACCCCUUUUUACCCAGCCCACGAGUAAAAACUAUCCUUCAGACCGUUGACAUAGUAGGGCGAGGCGCUGCAGAUGUAUCUACAUAGGUGCUAUCAGUUUGUGUUUGGCGGUGUAGGCUACAAGGUUUUAACCACCUCGAGAAGUCCGUCGUGGGAAAUGUUUGCAGCGCUUUGAAUAAUUGUACGGAAGCGGAGUGUUGACCAGCAGUAACCUAUGCGUAAAGCAAGGAGUGCAGAGAUCGCCGUUUUUGGGGAAGAGAACAGACAGCAGUCAAAGAGUUAUGAAGAUUCAUGGGAAGAUUCUGAGCCAUUACCUCUCCUGCAGUUCAUCCCCGGACAAAGAAGGAUAUCUGUACAAAAAGGGCGAGGUGAACACGUCCUAUCAGCGGCGCUGGUGCAUCCUGAAGGGGAACCUGCUGUUCUACAAGGACCGCGCCAGCGAGCGGGACCUGGUGGGCGUCAUCGUGCUGGAGGGCUGCUCCGUGCAGCUGUGCGAGUCCGAGGAGAAGUUCGCCUUCUCGCUGGUGUUCAGCGAGCCGGGCCUGCGCACGUACAAGUUUGCGGCCGAGGACCAGGCCGGCCAGGAGGGCUGGAUUAAAGCCUUGCUGUCGGCCAACCAUGGCUACCUCGCACUGCUGGUGAAGGACCUGCAGGAGCAGUACCUCGAGGCUGCUCGUGCAGCUGGAGAGACGGCAGCAGACCCGCAGCGCCUGGGGGACUCUGGAGGCCUCAUGUCGGGGUCCAUCUUCUACACUGCCCCGGGGGCAAGAGACUCUGUGGACCCGGCCGCUCCACAGCAGCAGCAGCAGCUGCUGCUCCUCAACGCACCCACCACCGCCAAGGCGGCCAAUAAGAAGUCUCCAAAGCUGUGGCCCAAACGGAACGCGCUGGUCGCCCCAAUCAAUGGCCCCGUCCCGCCUCAGGGGGUGUGGUCAGAACCCACGGACGACUUUGUGCAAAUGCACGAGGAGUACGGGAAGGAAGUGAAAGAACUGAUUGCUGAUUGGUCGAAGAGGAAACAGGAAGAGGCUUCAGCGCAGGGUGAUUUGAUUGAUCUGAGCUGAUACCAAAAUGGAGCAUUAAUACGUCAGAAUUAUAAAGAUAUAUAUAUACACCAUAUAUUUUUUGAAUAUUUAAGAACUUAAAAUCAAAAUUGUAAAUGGAAAUCUGUAUUACCAAGGAAUUCAUAUUAAUUGUAAAGUCUUUCCAGACUUUUUGUUUUUGUUGUUGUUGUUGUUGUUUGUUUUCAUUUGCAUAUAUCAACAGAUGGCAUAGGUACUGUAAUGUUCUUAAUAUGCACUAAAUUGCACCUGAUGUUGAAGUCCCAACACUGCAUGAGUUGGUACUGUGACACAAGGACAGAAGUUGAGUGGCUUGGUGCCCCAUAGAGUGGGGACCAAGCACACCGUGGCUCCCUUGCCGUGGUCUGGUAGCAGGUGCCAUCGGGAGACAGUCAGAGCCAGCUCUGUUUCAGGCCCGCCCCACAUCUGAUGGACAGGUCUACUGAAUCUGUGCCAGUUUAACUACACGUUUUUCAAAGUGCCAGUUCUUACAGUAAGACGUCUUGAGACAUAUUGGCAAAUUGAGAAGUAAUGCAAAGGUACAGUAACUGUGUUCACUGUGUGCUGUGUGUUCACUGAUUUGGUUAAAUUGGGUUAAAUGCAGAGAACUGAAUUUCCCUCACGGGAUCAAAAAAGUAUAUUCUUUUCUAUUCUAUUCUGAGUUUUUCAGGAGACUUGUACGUGACAGUGUGUUCUAUGCAAAUUAUUUUAAUGAUUAUAUUACAUUAUCAUAACUACUAUAAUCAUAAUUCAUGAACUUCACAAUAACAGAUUGAUGAACAGAUAGUGAACCAUUCAUGACUGUUUUCAAUAGGCUCUGUGACUAUGCAAAAUGUACCAUAAGCUAAAGAAUCGCCAAGACGUACAGUAUGUGGUGCCAAGUGGAUUUUAUAAAUGUGUUUUACCUCCUCCGCAGUCCCACUCCCACUGUCGUUGCCAAUGCAUAGGGGUUGCAGUGCAUCACCCAGCUGGCUGCUAUACAUUUAGGGUGCUUAGCGAGGUUACACAUUUCACUGUCCAACACGUUGGUGCUUGAUAAAUUCAAAAUUGCUAUGUAAAUGUAAUGAUGUCCCCUUACUGUAGGUUCUAUCUGACAUUUCUGUCAAAAUUGAGUUAAUUGACAUAUUCUUAUUCUGUGACAACUUCAUGAAUACGGGAGAGGUGUUUCUUGAAAUUGUACUUUUAAGCAUUUUGGAGGUUAUACCUAAAGAGGCUUACUCGACAUCAAUGUAAAUCUUUGGAACUUUAGAACUUUGAAGCUCAAUAUUUCAGAACUAUUCAGAAUGCAGAUAGAACCUUAUAAUUCUAAGGGGACGUUGUUGUUAAAAUAUUGUGCCAUUUUUUGAUUGGAUGACAUGUUGUUAUCAUGAAAAUCAGUUCAUUUGUGACAAGUUAAUUUGUUUAUUAGUCAAUUAUUUUAUAUUAUUUAAUUUUGAUAGCUAAAUUAUGUGUUGAUACAGACUAUUAUUUUAUUUGAUGCGUAUUUAUGAUCCUGAAAUUAUGUUUGCCGUAUAUGAGUUAUGUUAACUGUCACAUAUGUUUGAAUCCAAAUUUGCCAACCAAGCCAUUAAAGGAGUAGUUUCACAAUCACAGUAA